ACUCGGUGCCCGCUGUCGAGCUUGGUGACUCGGUGCUCGCUGUCGUGCCAGAUGACUCGGUGCCCGCUGUCGUGCCAGAUGACUCGGUGCCCGCUGUCAUGCCAGGUGACUCGGUGCCCGCUGUUGAGCUUGGUGACCCGGUGCCCGCUGUUAUGCCCGAUGACUCGGUGCCCGUUGCCUCGCCUGAUGGCCCGGUGCCCGCUGCUCCGCCUGAUGUGCCUCUGCCCGCUGCUCCGCCUGAUGUGCCUCUGUCCACUGCCCAGCCUGAUGUGCCAGCCCGAUAUCCAGCUAGACUGUUUGGAGCGUCCUGAGGCCGCUCCUUGAGGGGGGGGGGGUACUGUCAGGAAUGGACUCGCCAAUGGUGGUGGGACUCACCUGUCUUGUGGGCUGCAGUACCAAGGCUGGCCAGCGGGAAGUGUAUUUAAGCAGGACCAGGCCUGUGAUCAGUGCCUUGGU
This is a messenger RNA of Staurois parvus, 456 nucleotides long. NCBI's taxonomy places the organism in Eukaryota, Metazoa, Chordata, Amphibia, Anura, Ranidae. The record is from the annotation of a GenBank genome assembly.